This is a messenger RNA of Sporothrix schenckii 1099-18, 354 nucleotides long. RefSeq lists its product as uncharacterized. Lineage: Eukaryota; Fungi; Ascomycota; Sordariomycetes; Ophiostomatales; Ophiostomataceae. The transcript has a single exon. The record is from RefSeq and is a predicted model, not a curated record. The coding region runs from base 1 to 354 and encodes 117 amino acids.
AUGAAAACGCAAAACAGACGAGCCGGAACGACAGGCAGCGCUGAAGCCAUAAAAGCGGGCGUUGCUCCUCUAACCCGUCCUCGGCCCAGGAAGAGAGUAUGUGGAGAGAAGAGCCCGCCGAGCCACAAGGAGUCGGUUGGUCUUUCUGCUUCACCCGAAGAUAUUGUUAGGUGGGAGCACGUCCACAAUGAUCUCAAGGGGAGCGUCGGCCGUAAGUCACGAGAUGGCCCCAUUUGUCCCCGAUUGUUCGAGGAUUGCGCUACCGAUGGCAUCCGAGCUGGACCCUGCAUCUCGAAUCUCUCAAAUCCGGCUGAGUGCUUCCUCGACAGUUGCCUUGCCAGGCCAAGAGGGUAG